CUCAUACAGAAAAAAAAACAAUGGACGAAGAUUCGCCUAAAAAUAACGCCAAUGAUGCCGAUGAAAGCAGUCCACGGAAGAAGACAAAAACAGAAGACCAGCAGCAGCCUUCGAUAUCGCCCGCGUCUGGGGCUUCAACUUCAUCCGGCAUAAUUGCGUCCACUUCCGCGGUACCGAUCGAAAACAAUCCCUCAGUAAGUGCAAAUGAACGGCCAAAUGAGUCCGUAGAUGAUCCACCACAGCAACCGGUUGACGUGGAAGAUGCUUUACUGCUGGAGGCUGCCAAUUCAGCAAGCCAACGAGCGCGGAGUGAUUCAGGAGAGCAAAGCGACGACGAAAGCGAAGAAGCCCGGGCGGACGAUGCGUUUAUACAGAAUCUUGAGCGAUCGGUCGAACGAUUGCGCCGUAAUGUGCGCCGUUUAACUAACCGGAAUGAUCGGGCACGUGACGGAGCGGACGAAAACGCACCGGAAAAUGAACCGGUUGUUGAAGAAGCUGCCGUCAUCGAUCCGAUUGAAUCCUUGCGGUCUAAUCGUAUACGGAAUCGGAUUGUGAAUGAUAUAGCGCAGCUGUUUGUUCCGAACGUGUUCCGUGGAUACGAGAGCAACGAGGACAGCAUAGACAGCAUCGAUGUGGCGCAGGUUGAUGAAGAGUUUCAGGUGGGAAUUGGUGAUGAGGAGGAAACAAAUAGAGAACUUGAAAUCGAUGCAGACGGGUCGGAGAGUGAUUCAUCUUCCAACACUUCUUCCUCAUCUACCCUAACGUCCACUUCGGAGAGUUCAUUUUCUUACGGCCACUCAAGCGAUUCCGCGUACGACUAUGUGCACUUACCGCCCCGUGAUGAUGCGGAGAUUCCCGACUGUCUGAAAAUUUCUUCUGUAAAAUGCCAAUGGAACGUAGUACGCGAAAUAUACCAGCGUCAGCAUGGUGUACGCUUCCACAAAACGCCCACCACGGUUGGUAAAUAUGAUCCGAGCCAAUUCCAAAAACGUGCCUACGGUUCGGUGAACUUGGUGAAACGGUUGGGAUUGCUGCACAAGCUGCAACAUCAUCGGGGUUGCGUUAAUUGCUUAAACUUUCACCCUUCCGGCAAACUGUUGGCCAGCGGUUCGGAUGAUCUGCGUAUCAUUCUGUGGAAUUGGGAAUCGAAGAAGCUGAUUAAGUCGCUUCGUAGCGGCCACAAAAGCAACGUCUUCCAAACCAAGUUUAUGGUCUGCGAAGAGUAUCGGGAUAGCGAGCUCGAGAUCAUCUCGACCGGGCGGGAUGGAGCUGUGCGUCACAUGAUCGUUGACCCGUCGGGUCAUCCCACCACGAAGCAGAUCUUUCGAUCGUCCAAACCGGUUCACAAGGUGGCGAUACCGGCUCGGAACGAUCGCGUAUUCCUGACGGCUGGUGAAGAUGAAACGGUACGGCUGUGCGAUUUGCGCCAGGCCAAGGUCCAGACGUUGGUGAAUGUCCACAAACGGUUGUACAGCAUCGCGACGCAUCCGUUCGAUUCGGAGUUUUGCGUUGCCGGAACCGGUAACGCGGUUCGCGUGUACGAUCUACGUCGUGCGCAACAUCCGAAGAAGGUAUUGGUCGUAGGAGAACCAGCGGAGCAAAGACUAAUGUCGAGCAUCACAUGUGCUGUUUACAACCAUGAUGGGACGGAGAUACUUGCCAGCUACAAUGACGGCGAUAUUCACCUUUUCAAACUGGAUCUACCAGACUUACAAAUGGGAAUAACCAUAAAGUUCCGGGGCCACAGCAACUUAAGAACGAUUAAGGGUGUAAAUUUCUUUGGACCUCAUUCGGAGUUCGUGGCGUCCGGCAGCGACUGUGGAUCUAUCUACUUGUGGGAAAAGAGCAGCCAAACCAUUGUCAACUGGUUGCGGUGCAGCUCGAGCGAGGUUGUGAAUUGCCUCGAACCGCACCCAGAGUUUCCGAUACUGGCCAGCUCCGGUGUGGACAAUGACAUCAAAAUUUGGGUACCUAAGGGGCUACAUGAUGAACAGACGGCAACACCAUUCAACUCGCAGGAUCUGAAGCGUUACGUGUUACGUAACCUUUGUCAACGGGACCGGUACGAUUAUGGGUUACCAUCGGGACACAUUGCGCAUUUGUUUCCGAACCUGUCGCAUGGAGGUCGUUCCUCCCUCCGCGAUUUUCCCGACGACGACGAUCGGGUUGGGUUGUCCCGGUUCGAUUGUAGUCCCUCAUAAAUAGCAUUUGUGUAAUGUAGAUUAAGAAACCAAGGUUGCGUUAACAACAGUGGUACAGCAGUGCUACGCACGCAACAUGUGAGAGAGCGAUAAAUUUUGUAUUGGGAAUUUGAUGACAUAUAGAUAGGCAGGGCGGCCGAAAAUUAUGUUUUACUUCGUUCGAUCUGCUACCGUAACUAAGCGAAUGUUAUGGUUCAGUUUCGGAAAUAUUAAAGCUAAA
Anopheles moucheti is the source of this 2421-nucleotide messenger RNA. Its product is annotated as DDB1- and CUL4-associated factor 8-like. The record is from RefSeq and is a predicted model, not a curated record. Gene Ontology annotation, cellular component: Cul4-RING E3 ubiquitin ligase complex; cytoplasm. Gene Ontology annotation, molecular function: protein binding. Bases 21 to 2201 code for a protein of 726 amino acids. NCBI's taxonomy places the organism in Eukaryota, Metazoa, Arthropoda, Insecta, Diptera, Culicidae. The transcript has 7 exons.